Messenger RNA from Aspergillus calidoustus, 351 nucleotides. NCBI's taxonomy places the organism in Eukaryota, Fungi, Ascomycota, Eurotiomycetes, Eurotiales, Aspergillaceae. The record is from the annotation of a GenBank genome assembly.
AUGUCCCGCCAACUCAUCUCCAGCGAAAAGUUCCCUCCCAAGCCUCACAACUGCCCCGCCGUCAAAGUCCCCGGCCUCGUCUUCCUCGCCGGCCAAACCGCCACUGGAGAAAUCAAACAAGCCACUCGCACCGUCCUGCAAAACCUAAAAGAAGUCCUCGAGCUCUCAGGAUCCUCCCUCGAACAGGUCGUCAAGUACAAUGUGUACCUGGCCGACAUGAAGGAUUUUGCGGCGAUGAACGAGGUCUACAUUGAUUUCCUGCCCAAGCCCAUGCCGUCGCGCUCGUGCUUGCAGGCUGUGCCCCCCGGUGAGGGGACGGUGAUUGAGAUUGAGUGUAUUGCGCAGGUUUAG